CGGACCCAGCGGCCAGCCACAUCGCAUAAUCUCGUCGCGCACACGACACACCCCCGCUGCGCACCCACCCAAGGCGAAAUUUCGCCGGCGCGCGGGCCCCACGAUCAUCGGCCCAACUCAGGAAGCGCAAGAAGAAGCAACCGGAGAGCCUCCUCCGGCGGCCAUGGCCAGGGCCCUCCUCCUCCGGCGCGGCCACCCCUUCCUCCGCCGCCUCCUGCGGCCUCCCCCGCCUCCCACCUCCUCUGUACUGGAAUCCUGCAAUAGAAAUGUGUCACCAAGAGUUCAGUUGUGGAGAUUCUCUGCAGAAGGGAAAGACCAGACAAAUUCAAGUGAAGAUGGUUACAGUGAGGCAAACAUUAAGAAGAAGGACUUUGCGCUACAACAAGCUUUGGACCAAAUUAAGUCUGCAUUUGGUGAGGAGUCAAUUAUGUGGCUAAAUCACUCUUACGGUCCUAAAGAAGUUCCUGUCAUAUCUACUGGAUCCUUUGCAUUGGACAUGGCUUUAGGAAUUGGUGGGCUCCCGAAGGGAAGGGUUGUUGAAAUUUAUGGUCCAGAGGCAUCAGGAAAAACCACUUUAGCACUUCAUAUCAUAGCUGAAGCACAGAAGAAUGGAGGAUAUUGUGCUUUUAUUGAUGCCGAGCAUGCCCUGGAUCCAACAUUAGCAGAAUCUAUAGGUGUUAAGGCAGAACACCUGUUAUUAUCUCAACCAGACUGUGGUGAACAGGCCCUUGGUCUUGCUGAUAUCUUAAUCCGAAGUGGCUCUAUUGAUGUUGUGGUUGUGGACAGUGUAGCAGCUCUUGUUCCAAAAACUGAACUGGAUGGUGAGAUGGGAGAUGCCCAUGUUGCACUUCAAGCAAGGCUUAUGAGUCAAGCACUUCGCAAGUUGAGCCAUUCUCUUUCUCGCUCCAGGACAAUGUUGGUGUUUAUUAAUCAGGUAAGAUCGAAAUUAAGCACAUUUAGUGGAUUCGGAGCACCAGCAGAAGUAACCUGUGGAGGGAAUGCCUUAAAGUUCUAUGCUUCUGUCCGCUUGAACACCAAAAGGAUUGGUCUUAUAAAAAAGUCAGAAGAGGUUGUAGGCACACAAAUUCAGGUCAAGAUUGUCAAGAACAAGCAUGCACCCCCAUUUAAGACUGUACACCUUGAGCUUGAGUUUGGUAAGGGCCUGAGUCGUGAAUUGGAGAUUAUUGAAGUAGGCUUCAAACACAAGUUCAUAACAAAAUCAGGAGUAUUCUAUCACUUGAACGGGCAAAAUUUCCAUGGAAAGGAUGCUCUUAAAUGUUAUCUCGCUGAAAACAAGAAUGUCCUGGAAUCUCUGAUGUCAAUGAUAAAGGAAAGCAUAAUGCAACAGGAGUCCCAUCCAGAUAGAAACAUGGAGGAUGCCAACCCAGAUACGAGCAUAACAGAAGAGUUCGUUUCAGCAACAGAUGAACAAGUACCUGAAGAGGUUGAGGCCUGAAGCAAUAUAGCAGUAUCCUUUUUCUUUUUCUUUUUCUUUUUCCUGCAAGACUAGUGUACAUAUGCCACGUUUCAUCUCUUCUUAACUUGCAAGGUUUCUAGCUAAGCUGUGCGACAAUAACCAAGUAAGGAUAAAAUGUAAAUAACUUUUCACCAUUUUGCUGUGUACAUGCCAUUGUACAUAUUUAUCCACCUUAGGCUGUGUUUAGUUCAGCGCAAAGUUUGGAUUUUGGUUGAAA
This is a messenger RNA of Oryza sativa Japonica Group (Japanese rice), 1694 nucleotides long. RefSeq names its product DNA repair protein recA homolog 3, mitochondrial. Gene Ontology annotation, molecular function: ATP binding; single-stranded DNA binding; ATP-dependent DNA damage sensor activity. NCBI's taxonomy places the organism in Eukaryota, Viridiplantae, Streptophyta, Magnoliopsida, Poales, Poaceae. Gene Ontology annotation, biological process: DNA repair. The record is from RefSeq and is a predicted model, not a curated record.